Molecule: messenger RNA, 2053 nt
Organism: Neltuma alba
Lineage: Eukaryota; Viridiplantae; Streptophyta; Magnoliopsida; Fabales; Fabaceae
Exons: 6
Coding region: 49-1776 (575 amino acids)
Biological process (GO): intracellular signal transduction
Source: RefSeq, a predicted model, not a curated record
GGCCAUUUGCGAUUUGUGCUGCCUCAUUCCAAUCUUCCGAAGCCACAAAUGCCUCCAGGGAUAGAAAAUCUUCCUUCAGCAAAAAAUGACGACACUACGAGUUUCUCCACCGUCGACAUGCCGGCCAUCGGAAAGUUCAUUCGACAGCGUACGGUGGCGCUUGCGAGAGGGAUUUCGUCUUUAAUGGACGACAACGAUGAGGGAUCGAAGAAAAAUAAUAAUCGGAGUGUCACGGAAUUCAAUCUUUCUGGUCUCAGGGUCGUGGUGAAGGAAAAAACUAGCGACGAGCUGGUAAUGAAAGGAAGAAUAAGCUUCUUCUCGAGGUCGAACUGUAGGGACAGCACGGCGGUGCGUAAGUUCUUUAGAGAGAUGGGCCUGAAAUAUGUGGAGAUCAACAUCGAUGUGUACCCGGAGAGAGAGAGUGAGCUGAGAGAGAGGACGGGUACUACAGCUGUGCCGGCGAUAUUCUUCAACGAGAAGCUGUUUGGGGGAUUGGUUGCGUUGAAUUCUCUGAGGAACAGUGGGAUUUUCGAGCAGAAGUUGUGGAAGGAGGUGAUGACCGUGAGAUGCCCCGAUCACGCGCCCGCACCGCCAGUGUACGGUUUCGAUUAUGCAAACUUGGAUGAUCAGAUGGACGAAUUGGUGGGAUACGUGAAGGUUCUGAGGCAGAAAUUACCCAUUCAGGACCGCGUGAUGGCUAUGAAGAUGAAAAUCAUUCAUAACUGCUUUUCUGGGGCAGAGUUGGUGGAGGUGCUCAUUCACCACUUGGACUGCGGCCGUAAGAAGGCGGUUGAGAUCGGAAAGCAGUUAUCCAAGAAGCAUUUCAUUCAUCGUGUUUUCGGUUAUAUGACGCACUAUUCUUUAGGAGGUUCCUUCAUGUCCAUGUCAACUUUCAAAUGUAGGGAAAAUGAUUUUGAGGAUGGAAACCACCUCUACCGUUUCCUUGAGCAUGAACCAUAUGUCACCGGUUGCUUUAAUUUCCGGACCAUCACAAAUGAUAAUGAACCAAAACCUGCAGUUGCAGUAUGCCAAAGACUUACCAAGUUCAUGUCUGCCAUUCUCGAGUCUUAUGCUACUGAUGACAGGCGAUACCUUGACUAUUCAGCCAUUGGCAAAAGCGAAGAAUUUCGCAGGUAUGUAAUUGCGGCCCAGGAUCUUCAACGAAUUAACGUCGGGGAACUGUCAGAAAACGAGAGGCUUGCUUUCUUCAUGAACUUGUACAAUGCCAUGGUCAUCCAUGCUCUUACCAGAGUAGGGUCUCCGCAGACAGUAUUGGACAGGAAUUUCUUCUACUCUGAUUUCCAGUAUGUGGUUGGAGGGCUCCCUUAUUGUCUCAACUCCAUUAAAAAUGGUAUCCUCAGAUGUAAUCAGAGGGCACCGUAUUCUUUGAUGAAGACCUUUCGUUCAGGACACAAGCAAUUAGAGUUUGCCCUCGUCAAGAUGAAUCCAUUAAUUCACUUUGGGAUUUGUAACGGCACAAAGUCGAGCCCAAAGGUGAGGUUCUUUUCACCUCAAGGAGUUGUAGAAGAACUAAGACGUGCUGCAAAAGAAUUCUUCCAAGAAGGUGGCGUAGUAGUGGAUCUGGAGAAGAGGACUGUUUAUCUCACUCGAAUUAUCAAGUUGUAUGAUAUGGAUUUUGGACAAGGCAAAGACAUUCUGAAGUGGGUAAUCCAUUACUUGGAUCCAACUAAAGCGGGCUUCUUGACACAUCUCUUAGGUGAUGGUGGCCCUGUUCACAUCUCGUAUCAAAACUAUGAUUGGUCAAUAAAUUCUUGACAACUGUAGUGCACCCAUUUGAUUCAGCUAUUCAUGGCUGCCUGAACUCAUGGAGACUGGAGUGUUUAUUGCCCCAGAUUUUGAAAUGUUGAUCACAGUCCACAUGGAGAUUCUUUAGCUUUUUUUUUUUUUAGUUAGCCCAACAGAGAGACUUUAGAAUUAAUAAGAUAGCAAAAUAGGGAGUUUCUUUAGUUUGUUUCUCUAUUCCUCCUUUCAUAUGUGCACAUCUUUGGCGCUUAAUUAUAUAGCAUAUAGCAACGGGGUUGGUGUGUGUACA